AUGUCAACAUCAACAACGACUUUGCCAACAACAUCGCAAUUUGUGGACGCCUCGUUGACUUCGCUGUCAUUAACGGCAGUCUCGUCCUCCGCCUCAGCCGCCACAUCGUCGUCGUCGUCAACUUCAACGCCAGAUGUCGCUUUCGAGCUGCUUUCGACGCUGGCAAGCAACAUUACAGCCAGCACAAAUGCCAAUAUCAGCAACAGCCUCAAUGAUACCAGCAGCAUCGAGUUGGCUGGAGUUGAAGACAGUUGGUUGGAUCUGUCGCUGCUGGUGCUCAAAGGUUUUAUAUUUUCGUCAAUUAUACUUGCCGCUGUGCUGGGCAAUGCAUUGGUCAUUAUAUCCGUGCAGCGUAAUCGAAAGUUGCGCGUUAUAACAAAUUACUUUGUUGUGUCGCUGGCAAUGGCGGACAUGUUGGUCGCGCUGUGCGCCAUGACUUUCAAUGCAUCCGUGGAGCUGUCCGGUGGCAAGUGGAUGUUUGGCCCUUUUAUGUGCAACGUGUACAAUAGCCUGGAUGUUUACUUCUCCACAGCGAGCAUAUUGCAUCUCUGUUGCAUAUCUGUAGACAGGUAA
This is a messenger RNA of Drosophila busckii, 573 nucleotides long. RefSeq names its product octopamine receptor beta-3R-like. Gene Ontology annotation, cellular component: membrane. The record is from RefSeq and is a predicted model, not a curated record. Gene Ontology annotation, molecular function: octopamine receptor activity. The transcript is spliced from 2 exons. The coding region runs from base 1 to 573 and encodes 190 amino acids. Gene Ontology annotation, biological process: adenylate cyclase-activating adrenergic receptor signaling pathway. NCBI's taxonomy places the organism in Eukaryota, Metazoa, Arthropoda, Insecta, Diptera, Drosophilidae.